Messenger RNA from Nymphalis io (European peacock), 3291 nucleotides. RefSeq names its product protein O-mannosyl-transferase TMTC1-like (gene Tmtc2). Lineage: Eukaryota; Metazoa; Arthropoda; Insecta; Lepidoptera; Nymphalidae. The coding region runs from base 307 to 3219 and encodes 970 amino acids. The record is from RefSeq and is a predicted model, not a curated record. The transcript is spliced from 11 exons. Gene Ontology annotation, cellular component: endoplasmic reticulum membrane. Gene Ontology annotation, biological process: protein O-linked glycosylation via mannose. Gene Ontology annotation, molecular function: protein binding; mannosyltransferase activity.
GCCACACGACUAUGGCUUUAUGUGGCGAAUGUCGCCUUAUUCGCGUUGUCCUUUGUAAUGAUCGUAUUGUUAAGCCUGUUUAAUUGUAACGUGAUUGUAAGUGAAUAAUUUAACGAAGCCGGUUAUCAAAAAAUAUUAUUAAAUGAACGCACUGACAUUUUAAUAAAACUUUAAGUUUGAAACUUUGUUGACAUCGAGACAGUUGUUAAGUGUUAAGAUAAAAUGAUUCUACAUUAAGUGAACAAAGGAGGGAUUGUAAAACUGGAAGGACGAUGUUCAAACAGCGCUGAUGUAGCAAGAGUUAAAAUGGAUCGGUGGGUGACGGCAGCGAGCUCGCUGUUGGCGAUUUUACUCUACUACAACACCCUCAAUGCUGGUUUUGUAUAUGACGACAGACGGGCGAUACUCUCCAACCCAGAUGUCAUUGGUCACACACCGAUAAACGCUUUGUUUGAAAAUGAUUUUUGGGGAACGCCGCUCACCGACCCCGGUUCGCACGGCUCAUAUAGACCUUUAUGCGUCGCCACAUAUCGCCUAAACUACAUCUUCAGUGGAUUUAAACCGUGGAGUUAUCAUUUUUUCAAUAUCCUCCUUCAUUCUAUAGCGACAGUGCUCGUUGUAACGACCGCGCGGCGGCUAUUACCAACCCAUUGCAGAAGAGUCGGAACUGCGGUCGCCGGUUUGAGUUUCGCAGCUCAUCCAAUACAUACAGAAGCUGUGGCCGGAGUGGUCGGAAGGGCUGAUUUGGCUGCCUGCAAUUUAUUUCUUCUUAGUUUCUUAUUAUAUACUGAACACGUAAGGCUUCGAAUUGAAAAUCAGAAAAGAAAAUGCCGACAUAACAUUAAGAGUACUCUAAUGCGCCAUCAAUUGACAACGAGUAAUCAAAACUUUCGACUGAGCUGCCACGGGUUGGUGCAACAACUAAUGAUAAAUGUCCGAAGACUGCUGAAAGCUGGUAAAGCGGGACCUUUGAGAAUAUUGAACGCUUGUGAAGUAGGUACCAAUUCUGUGAAACUUAAUAAGUGUCAGUGUAACGGUAGUGUUAGUGAAGAUUCAGGUGAACUGUUAAAAUGGUGUACAUUAGCAGGGACUCUUAUAUUUGCUGUGGCGGCUACUCUUUGCAAGGAGCCUGCCAUAAUGAUUGUUCCGCUCUGCAUAUUUUAUGACGUUUUAAAAGAUACUCGGCAGGAGGAAUCUUAUUCAAAGUAUCGAUGGAGAAGUGUCUGCGCCUUAAGCACUGGGGGAUUUGUGCUACUCUACUGGCGCCUGCGACUCGCUGGCGCGCCUUCCGCUUUCGCUUCGGCUGAUAAUCCUACUUCUAGAGACCCAUCUUUACUAACUAGAUUUUAUACCUUUACCUACCUCCCAGUUUUUAACUUCUUCCUCCUAAUCUAUCCCUUCCAACUGAGCUUCGAUUGGUCUAUGGACUCCAUUCCUCGAAUAACAACUAUAUUCGAUAUAAGAAACCUUUACUCGUUAGUUUUCUAUGCAAUAAUAUCAAAAGUAACAUGGAAAGCUUUAUCACAGGAAUUAAGACUACAGCAGGAAAUAAAAGAGAAAUUUUAUAAGAAACAAAGUAAUAAAAUAAAACAAAAAUGGAACUACAAUUGUAAACAUUACAACAGAAGACAGGACUGCAGUGAAAGAAAAAGUAUAAUACUACACAAAGAAAACGCAUCGUCUAAAAGAUUCGUGUGCCCGUGUAAUGGCUGUAAGCACACACUUAACGAAGACCAUACGAACGUGUGUCGAGCUAUUAACAAUAACAAUACAAUGAUGCAUCUUUCCACUUGCGUUUGCCCAGUAGCCCAAGGAAAAUCUAAGCCGCAUAACACGAUGAAGUAUGUGUACCGUAGUCCUCAAGUUGCGAUGUUAUUAUUUACGGCGUUUAUGGUGCUACCGUUCGUGCCAGCCAGUAAUAUUCUCUUUUACGUCGGCUUCGUAGUUGCAGAGCGGGUGUUGUAUAUACCCAGCGUUGGUUUUUGCUUAUUGCUCGGCUUGGGUGCGGGUACAUUGACGAGAAAUUGGCGCCGAUAUGAAAUGCGCAGUCGUAUAUUCAUGAUUACACUAUUAAUCACGUUACUUGUUAUGAGCGGAAAAACUUUACGAAGAAAUUUGGAUUGGCGUGAUGAAGAAAGUUUAUUCAGAAGUGCUCUACUCAUCAACCCACCGAAAGCGUAUGGAAACUUGGGUAGUGUUUUGACAACGCAAGGAAGGCUCGCCGAAGCCGAAGUAGCAUUCGAGAAGGCGCUAAAGCAUCGACCGAAUAUGGCCGACGUGCACUACAAUCUGGGAAUUUUACAUCAAAACCAAAGGCGAUACGGAGAAGCUAUCAAAAGUUUCGAAAGGGCAAUUUAUUUUCGACCUUCCAUGGCUUUGGCAUACGUGAAUCUCGGUACAUCAUUAAUGGCGGAUGGGCAACUGGCUGAAGCGGCAAGUGCAUUGCGAGCUGGAGCUCGUGCUGAGGGCGUGCGCGUUCGGGAUAGGCGCGAGCAUGAAGCUGCUCGCGUAUCUGCGUUGGUUCAACUGGCAUCCCUACAUACGCAGAGAGGGCACUGGCAAAAAGCACUUUCGGCGUAUAAGGAUGCCCUGCAAAUAUUACCCGACACGAAUGCGCCAAUAGUCGGCUGGACGCGACACAACGUGCUGUCAAUGGCGAGUGAAAUAUAUAUGCAGUUGCAUCAAUGGCCGCAGGCUGAACACAGCAUUCUAUCCGCUUUGGCUCUGGCUCCGAAUCAUGUGGAAACAUACAUCACUCUCGCACAGAUGCUCGCUAGAAAUGAAAGCAGAAGUACGGAGGCAGAACUUUGGUUCAAAAAAGCACUCUCAAUAGCACCUUCUGACCCAUUAGUUCGAGACAAGUUCGGCAUGUUUUUGAGAUCGCAACGGCGACUACGCGAAUCCGCUGAGCAGCUUGUAGAGGCGGCUCGAUUGUCACCGAAAGACAGUGUACGCGCGGCAACCGCGGCGCGUGCGUUGAGAGACGCGCGACGUUGCCGCUCAGCGGAGCGGUGGUACGCGCGAGCAGUAGAAUUAAGUCCAGAGGAUGCAGAGUAUCACUCGAAUCUGGGUGCAAUCUUGCAUCUUAAUGGGAAAUACGUGGCAGCCGCCUCUUCAUAUCGACGGGCUUUGCAGUUGAAGCCUAAUGAUGAGAUCACUAUUACAAAUUUAAAGCGAGUGCGAACACUAAUGAGCAAACAACGAAAAAAAGAAAUAUAGUAUGGUAUAUAUCCUUUAAUUAUAUAACAACGUGAAACAUAGGACGUCAAUUGCCAAAAUUUAGACUAUAUU